CGAGCAGCCUUGUUGAUCGCGCUAGACGCGAGUUAGCUGCUGAUGGUUGGCAGAUACUAAAUCUACUUGUUCCUAGUAACACCUUUAUAUUCAAGUACAAAUAUAAUGCCUGAGCAUCAAUUGGCCUGGAGAUGAAUCUCGUGUUACAUGGAACUCUGAGAUAUAUCAGAACAAGUAUCAAGGCUUGCUUACAUUACAAUCCACUCACUCAACCAUCUAGGAUGACACAACUCACAGAGCUCAAUCGCAUCUCCAUUGCCGAAAUCAUUGUUUACACCCCUGCCCUAGCCAUCGCCAUAGUGCUCGCUAACCGCCAUGGCUUCAAAAAGGCAUCGGGCUGGCUCUACUUGAUACUCUUUUCCCUCAUCCGCAUCAUCGGCGCUGCCAUGGAUCUCGCCUCGACCCAACACCCCGGGAAUAACAGUCUUUCCUCUGGCACCAACGCCCUGAACAACGCCGGCGUGUCGCCCCUGAUCCUCGUGAGCGUUGGCCUGCUGACGCGGGUACUUGUGGGCUUGGAGAAGAGGACCAGCACGCUACUGCAGCCACGCAUGCUGCGCCUGAUCCAGCUGGCCGUCAUGGUCGGGCUCCUCCUCUCCAUCGUCGGCGGCAUCAAGUUUGGCAAUGAGUUGAGCGACGCCACGUCCAGACAACCCGUCGACGUCGCAGCACUUCGGUCCCUGAGCAACCCGACUGAGUCCCUCGCCGGGACUGCUCUCAUGAUACUGGGCUUCGUGGCCCUAGUGCUCGCAACUGCCAUGCUUUCCCUGCAGCUUCGGUCCGUCGAGCGUGGUGAGCGACGCCUGAUCGGCACCGUUGCUGCCACGUUGCCGUUUGUCCUCGUCCGCAUUAUAUACGCGGCCGUCGCGACGUAUCAUACAUGGAAUCCCAACUUCCACUCGUAUGUGGCUGGCCCGCACUAUUACGCCUACAUGAUCGGCAUGUGUGUUGUCAUGGAAAUGAUUACCAUUGUGAUACUCGAGGCAGUCGGCUUGACGCUGCAGCAGCUGCCUGGGGACGGGACGAGACCCGAAAUAGCCACCGGGUAUCCGAUGACGGAUUCUUCUGAUGGGCAGAAACCGUCAGGUACCCCGGAGUGGGGGAACAAUGGCUACAAUGCCUAGAAGGAUAUGAUUAUGAGCCGGGGAUAUGGUCGAGAGAGGACAGUGCACAUUGAUGAGACAAUGAUGAGAUGUAUUUUUGG
Pyricularia oryzae 70-15 is the source of this 1204-nucleotide messenger RNA. RefSeq lists its product as uncharacterized. NCBI's taxonomy places the organism in Eukaryota, Fungi, Ascomycota, Sordariomycetes, Magnaporthales, Pyriculariaceae. The record is from RefSeq and is a predicted model, not a curated record. The transcript has a single exon. The coding region runs from base 132 to 1124 and encodes 330 amino acids.